Molecule: messenger RNA, 2916 nt
Organism: Micromonas pusilla CCMP1545
Lineage: Eukaryota; Viridiplantae; Chlorophyta; Mamiellophyceae; Mamiellales; Mamiellaceae
Exons: 2
Coding region: 1-2856 (951 amino acids)
Cellular component (GO): cytosol
Source: RefSeq, a predicted model, not a curated record
AUGGCGCCCCGCUUCGUGUUCCCCGUGCCGAUCAUCCGCGGAUGGACCAGCGGGAGCGACCCCAAGCGCGGCGGCGGCGGGGGGGGGGCGAGCUUCAACGGGAAGAAGGCGUCGUUGCGACCGAAAUUCGUCGCGACGUACGAGUACCUCCUGCGCGGGACGGAGACGGAGGGGUCCCCCGCGCCGCGACGCGCCGAGCCGCGGUUCUGGGACGACCUCUUCCUUCUCGACGUGAACCACCAGUUCCUCGCGGACGCGCUGCGGAAGCUCUCGGAGCGAGAGCUGUUGGAGCGCGCUCCCGCGGUGACCGAGAUCUGCGCGCGGUGCCUCGACUUCGCGCGCCUCGAACCGCCGUCGUCGUCGUCGUCGUCCGGAUCGAAUACGAACGAGACGAUCGUCCGAUCCGGCCCGGACUUGCUCCGGAGCUCGCGCGCGCUCGAGACGCUCGUCGUGAUCCUCACCGUCGUGUCCAGGCGGAAGUUCGCGGAGCGGGGGCUCGGCGUCAUCGACGUCUGCGCCGGCGGCGAGAAGGGCGCGGACGCCUUCUUCGCGAGGCUCAUCGCCGGGUGCGCGUCGCUCGCCGCGAAUCAUCUUCAGCCCUGCGCGCUUCGACGGCUCGCCCUGCGCGCGCUGCUCGCGGUGUGCACCGCGAAGGAUAACGUCAGCGGGAACGCGCUGUGCGGGUACUUCAUGGUGAACGACGCGUACGAGCCGCUUAUGAAGAUUCUCAUCGCGAGCGUGGACGUCCCGGGCGGAGGGUCGGACAGCGCGAGGACGCCGGCGGCGACGGCGCUGAGAAACGGCGCGAGCGGGUUCGGGAAGGAUUCCCUGGGGGAGACGACGAGCAUCGACGUGAUGCUCGGCGGUGACGGCGGUGACGGCGGCGUUACGAAUACCGCCGCGGAUACCGCCGCGAAAGAGAAGGAGGCGACGGGGGCGGCGUCGUUGGGGACGACGCGCGAGCGCGAACGCCUGCGCGAGGAAGCGGCGUACCUCUUCGCCGCGCUCCUGAGCUGGCGCGAGAGCGCGAACGCGUACGCCAAGGCGCUCGAGCGCGCGGACGGCGUCGAGCUAUCGGUGAUCCUUCGCGUCGCGUGCGCGCUGCUCGCGUCGCCGCCGACCGCCGCCGCCGCCGACGCCUCAGAUCCGAACCAGACGACGGUCGCCUCGACGCUCGCCGGCGCGGGCGCGUCCAUAGGAAGCGUCGUCGAGAACGUCUCGUCCGCGGUCUUCGGCGCCGCGGCGCCUCCCGCGCCGGACGAUCCCAUCGAUUCGCUCAUGACCUGGCUCGGGUACGACCCGUCGAGCGACGACGACGCCGCGGCGGCGGCGGGCGGCGACGCGCGGCGAUGGGAAAUUUCCCCGCCGCCGUGCGCGGGUCUGCUUCUUCUGCACGGUCUCGUAUCGCACAGCGGCUUGCUUCACCUCCCGAGCGCGUGGCUGCGGAUCACGCCCAAGCCGAACGAGAUGCUGCACGGCGUGCCCAUCUCGCAGCGGUGGCACGAAGCGCUCGGGAGGGUGCUGUGUUACUCGCGUCGGCUGUGCGCGUUUUCGCCCCCUCCGGCGGGGACCGUCGCGCCGCCGCCGCCGCCCGCGACCGUCGCCGCGGCGUCGAGCGACGACGCGACCGCGACAUCGUCGUCGUCGUGGUUCAACUGGAUCACGGACUACGGCGGCGCCGCGGGCGGGGACGGAAAAGGCUUCGCCGCGAAGGCGAAACGCGUCCAAAACCAGAGCCUCGCGUCUCACGCGGCGAGCCCGCGGAAGACGUGGGUCGGCGCCGGGUCCACGAAAGGCGGCGGCGCGUGGGUCGUGCAGGACGACGACGCGACCGACGCGCGCCUGGAGUUCGCGUCCGCGCAGGCGAACCUGUCGUUGUCGCUGUUGAGGACGUUGAUGGACGAUCAGUCGGCGGCGGAGUUUCUUCACGGGACGGACAUCUCUCGGCUCGCCGUGGACGCCGCUUCGUCUUCUUCCGGCGCCGCGUCGUCUUCGACCGCGACCGCGUCGCGGCCGAUCGCGGCGGCGAUCUUAGAGCUCCUGUCCGGGGUGUUAUACCGCGGCGCGCCCGGGAAACGAAACGCCGUCGCGACCGUCGCCGUCGAGUCGCACGCGGUGUACGUGAUUCACCGGGUGUUACAAACGCAAAUCGCGAAAGGCGGGCGGGGCUUACCGUUCCGCUGGAGCCUUCUGUGGGACGGUCUCCUCGCGGUGCUCCGCAGGUGCGCGAAGGACGUCUCCGGCGCCGCCGGGGACGCGCUCGGGUCGCCCGGCGUCUGCGUCCUCGUCUCUCAGACCAUGAACGCGAUCUCGUUCAUCCUCGUGAAUCGCGGCGCGUUGCUGUCGCGGGCGGAGGACAUCGCGCCGCUGAUUCUCGCGUUCGUGCUCGAGGAGCAGGAGACGUUUGCGCCGAUCGCGCACGGCGCGGCGAUGCACGGGUACCUGGUGCAGCAGAGCGGCGGCGGCGGCGGCGGCGGCGGCGGCGGGAGAGGAAGCGCGGCGGAGCGCUCGCGCGGCGCCGCGGGCGUGCGCAUGGAGAACGUGCACCACGCGCAGCAGCACUUCCGGACCGCGCCGAGGGAUAAGGACGCCCUGCGCGUCGCGAUCGAGCGAGGGUUGGCGCUUCUGACGUUCCCGGUGAAGGAUCGGUUGGACGCGGGGUGGGGGCUGCGCGCGGCGCCGAGCGCCGGAGGCGGGGUUGCGGGUGGGGACGGUACCGGUUUCGGCGCGGCGGGCUCGAGCGCGAGCGCGGAGAGGGUCGUCGCGAACAGCACGCGGUGCCUCGUCGUGGAGCUCUCCCGAGGGGUCGUGUCGAGCGUCCCGGAGGGGCUGAAGCCGGCCAUACCCGAGCACUGAGGACGUAGUUUAGUCACGAGGUGGGCGACGUUGGGUCCAUAAAAAAUAAAAACACGCCGC